GUCAUGUUAAGCUGUUCGCUAUGGAGAUUCCUGUCAACGACUGUUCCGAUCAUGGAUUCGGACCGGCGAGCUGCCGAAGGUUUGAUUUUACUCUGGUAUUUGAGCAAAGCAUACUGUCGAUCCUGCCAUCGGCUGCCCUGAUCAUCCUGGCGUUUGUGCGCGUCCACUUUCUGUACGGAUCGAGUGUCAAAGCUAUGCCACACCCGGUAUUCAAGGUUAAAGUGGUCAUGGCCGUCGCAUACAUUGGUCUUCAAUUAGCGCUGGUAGUACUCUGGAGCUCAGUCGCCUCAGUCCAAACCGGGGUGCCUAUUGCAUCUGCCGCUCUAUCAUUUAUCGACUCGCUCGUUAUUUUGCUCCUGUCCUUUGUAGAGCAUUGGAGGUCAUACAAACCUUCAUCUUUACUUCUUACCUUUCUCUUGUUUUCUGGUCUUUUUGACGUUGUUUACAUUCGAACUCUCUUUCUAAUAUCCGAAUUUCCCAUUUCUGUAAUCAAGACGGUCGCAUUGGUGGUGAAGAUCGUGCUGUUUCUCCUUGAAACGCAAUCCAAAAUUGGUUAUUUGAAGGAGCCUUACAAGAGUUACUCACCAGAAUCAACUGGUGGCAUUCUCAAUUGGAGCUUUCUUUGGUGGCUUAAUAACCUCUUCAUCACCGGCUUCCGGAAGAUUAUGACUUAUGGCGAUUUAUUCAACAUCGAUGAAAGAAUCAACUCUCGGGUCCUGGACGAGAAAAUGGGAGGCUCAUGGAAAGUAUAUAGACAUUCGGAGAAGAGACAUGCGCUAGCAAUUGCAGCAGCAUCUUGCUUGUUCUCAGAAUGGCUCUUAACCCUACUUCCACGCCUUGCACUCGUUGGAUUUAACUAUGCACAACCUUUUCUGAUCAGUCGCUCUAUCAGUUUACUCAGUCAACCGGAUUCACAGCAAUCUACCAACUAUGGAUAUGGCAUAAUUGGUGCGACGGUUCUACUGGCCACAGUACAUUAUCGGCAACGUGUGUUUCGAAUCAUUACUAUGUUCCGCGGAGCAAUGGUUACUCUCAUCUAUAACCACACUUUAGAGAUCCAGGAUGGUUUGCAAUUUGAAGGUGCAGCUUUAACUUUGAUGUCAACAGAAAAUAUCGUGGAGUCGCUGGAGCCAAUCAACGAGAUUUGGGGAAGCACAAUUGAAAUGGCCAUCGGUAUAUGGCUCUUGAAAAGGCAAUUAGGAGCGAACUGUUUUGCACAUUUGGUCAAGCAUCUGUGGCGAAGCGUAUUGGUCAAAAGCGACAAAUGUGGACUCAAGCGAUCCAGGAGCGUGUUUCUACGACAGCGUCUGCACCUUAACUCUGUCAAAGCUAUCAAACUGAUGGGACUUGAGAGGAUCUUGGAGGCUACAUUGCAGAACUUGCGGAUCCACGAACUAUGUGUUUCAGGCGGAUUUAUGUGGCUCAUUCUUUUUCUGAAUUUACUUGCGACGGCCCCAGCUAUCUGGUCACCAGCCAUAGCUUUUAUCGCGUUCACCAUCCAGGCAAAAAUUCAACACUCGACUCUUCUUUCGACGGAACAAGCUUUCACUUCAUUAGCCGUCAUUUCGCUCGUGACUAUCCCAGCGGAAAGUUUUAUGGUUGCGAUCCCCCAUACUGGUGCUUGCCUAGGUUGCUUCACACGCAUCCAGGACUACCUUCGCCUCCCCUGUCGGAACGAUCAUCGGAGUGGCCCUCUACAUCUAUCGGAUACUGCCCCGUCCCCCUCUGAUAGCUCUUCGAAACAUGUCGAGCUAAAAUGCCUAAAUAUAAAUCCAUCGGUUUCAUCCAUGGAAAAUGCAAUCUGUCAAAAGGACGUGACUCUUCGCCCUGCACCGGCGGCUUCACUUGCACUUGAUAAUAUUUCUCUCUCCGUUCCACCCUCGUCGCUGGUCAUGGUCGUAGGACCAGUUGGUUCUGGGAAAACAACUUUGAUUAAAGCCAUUCUAGGCGAACUCCCUUGUGAAAGUGGCUCAGUGUCCGUUGCAUCGAAGCAAAUGGCCUACUGCCAUCAAAAGCCAUGGCUGACCCACACGUCUAUCCUUCAAUCGAUUUGUGGGCUAUCCGAAAGUCAGGCGGUAGACGAAGCCUGGUAUAAAAUCGUGGUAUAUGCUUGUUGCUUAGAAGCGGAUAUUAAAAUGUGGCCAGAAGGUAGCCAUACCAUCAUUGGGAAUAAUGGACUUAUUUUGAGCGGAGGGCAAAGGCAGAGAUUGGCGCUGGCUCGAGCUGUUUAUGCCCGAAGAGAUAUCAUUUUACUUGAUGACGUGUUCAGCGCCCUUGAUGCGACAACAGAGGAUAUGGUUUUUUCUAGGCUGCUUGGAAACCAAGGCUUGCUGAGGAAACUGAAUAGCACCGUAGUGCUUGUCACUCAUUCUGUCAAACACCUCCCUUUCGCAGAUGAUGUAGUCAUUCUUGAUCAGGGUCGUAUUGUCCAAGAUGCGCGCGACGCCACAGUCUCCAAAAUAGAGGUACUAAAAGAUACUAUGAUGCAACCCUCGCAGCUGGUGGAGAAAGAUACGCAAUCAAGUCAAGACGCAAAUGAAUUACCAGGCUUAUCAACCAUUGAACAAGAUCUGGUCCGGCGCACGGGCGAUAUCGAGGUUUACAAGUACUAUGCUAAAUCGAUUGGAUGGAAGUACACGUCUCUAUUUGCGAUCGCUAAUAUCGGAUAUGCUUUUGCAAUCGCGUUUCCUCGGGCUUGGUUAGUAUUGUGGGUGAAAGCUGGUGGCGAUCAGCUUCACAUUUACAUUCCUAUAUAUGUGGUGUUGUGUAUUCUGGCAGACAUCUUUCUCGCUGGAAAUUUGUGGGUGACUUUCAUCAAGAUAUUACAGAAAUCGUCGGCUCGGCUCCAUGAAAAUUUACUCGAAGCAGUCAUGAGAGCUCCGCAAUCAUUCUUUGUGCAAACUGAUACCGGGGUUACUCUGAAUAGAUUUAGUCAAGAUAUGUCUCUAAUCGACAACAACUUGCCUAUUGCGCUCAACAAAACCGCAGCUGAAUUUUGCAAUUGUGUUGCCCAAGCUGUACUGGUAUGCACAGGUUCCAGCUACAUGGCUCUCACGGUUCCAUUUACUCUGCCAAUCAUUUAUCUAAUUCAGAAUGUCUACCUGAGAACCUCUCGUCAACUUCGUCACAUGGACCUAGAAGCCAAAAGUCCAAUAUAUUCACACUUCUUGGAGACCUUAAAUGGACUCUCAACCAUCCGAGCAUUCGGUUGGCAGCAGUCAUCAAAGAACAUCAACAUCCGCCACCUUGAUGCUUCACAGAAGCCGUACUAUCUUUUGUUUUCCAUCCAGAGAUGGUUGAACCUAGUUCUAGACCUCCUUGUGGCCGCACUAGCAGCCAUUCUUGUUUCCCUUGCCUUUUCUCUGAGGCAUAGCACUAGCCCCGGUCUUUUAGGGGCGGCGUUAAACACGAUCCUCGUGCUGAAUCAAUCACUGCAAAAGCUAAUUACAUCUUGGACAUCACUUGAGACAUCUUUAGGAGCUAUUGCCAGAGUCAAAUCACUUAUUGCUUCGACACCAACAGAAAAUCAACCCAGAGAGGACAGAGAGCCCCCUGCGGCAUGGCCAGACAAGGGUGGAAUUCAUUUUGAUUCAGUGUCGGCUUCGUACGAUGGGGUAACCAUGGCUUUGAGCAACAUCACGAUGCAGAUAAAGCCUGGUGAGAAGAUCGGCAUCUGUGGGCGUACUGGCAGUGGCAAGAGUUCUCUGGUCCUUACUCUCCUCCGCCUCCUUGACAUUUCAGCAGGCCGUAUCAUCAUUGAUGACGUGGAUCUUUGCACAAUUCCGCGGCACGAAGUUCGAUCGCGAAUUAUCACCAUUCCUCAAGAUCAAUUCACGCUAGAUGGCUCUGUCCGCCUUAACGUCGAUCCUUCCGGGUGUAUUUCCGACAAGGAUAUUCGGGAUGCACUUCAAAAGGUGCACCUUUGGCAGAUUAUCGAGGCUCGUGGCGGUCUCGAUGGGAAAAUGGAUGCCGGCUCAUUCUCCGCUGGAGAGCAGCAGCUCUUCCGACUUGUUCAGGCCAUACUCCGGAAGGAAGGCCGCAAGAUUCUUGUUCUUGACGAGGCAACUAGUAAUGUUGACGGUGAUACGGAUCUUCUGAUGCAGAAGCUUGUCAAGAAAGAGUUUAAGGACUUCACCGUAUUGACAAUUGCACAUCGGGUCGACACAAUACUCUGCUAUGACAAAGUGGCUGUCUUUGAUAAGGGAACAUUAGUGGAAUUUGAUUGCCCCCAGAAGCUUUUAAAAGCAAAUAAUAGCGUCUUUGGGAGUUUAUAUAGGGCCAAAAAAGCAGAAUAAGACCUAACCUUCUCGAACCCUCCGACGACUCUCAGAUAUACUAUUGAGAUCCCGUAGCGGAGGUUCGAGGCACAGGAUGGAAAGGAAGUAGAGGAUCCGCAUUGCUAGCACGAUUUGAUGCGGAUAAAAGUUGGCCCGUGUGUGUAGGCCAAAAAAAGGCUGAUGUUUCAAGUUGGAUUCCGCAUCCUUACGCGAUUUCCGUCUUCUGCUUUUGCUUUUCAUACCCGAGUCAGUUUUCUUGUUAUAUCAAACUUGAUUUCGAUCCAUGACAAUAGCGGAUUUGCUGCCUGGCUCCUUGCAGGGUUCCGCUAGGGUUGAACAUACAAGUUGGAUUGCCUAAAGAGCUCAUUGGAUACGCUCUGUACCUUUCUAU
Molecule: messenger RNA, 4668 nt
Organism: Coccidioides immitis RS
Lineage: Eukaryota; Fungi; Ascomycota; Eurotiomycetes; Onygenales; Onygenaceae
Exons: 16
Coding region: 21-4295 (1424 amino acids)
Biological process (GO): transmembrane transport
Cellular component (GO): membrane
Molecular function (GO): ATP hydrolysis activity; ATP binding; ABC-type transporter activity
Source: RefSeq, a predicted model, not a curated record